AUGGCUGCUACGAAGGUUGAUGAGCAAGGAUACAAGCUUAUCGCAAAGUGGAAUGGAAAGAAAUAUGACCUUGACGUGCAUAAGGAAUACACUGUUGGGCAAGUGAGAAAAAUGCUUCAAAUGCUGACUUGUGUACAACCAAAACGACAAAAGAUCAUUGGAUUGGGGAAAAAAUCGAACUUAGAAGACGAUGUGACAUUAGAAUCUCUGCAGUUGAAGAAUCCACAUUCGUUCAUGAUGGUUGGAUGUGCGGAUGAAGACGUUAUGCUGGAUCAGUCUCAAAUAGAUGCCAUGCCACUUGUUGUGAACGAUCUGGACUGGAAUUAUGAUCCGAGCGAAUACGAGGAAAUGAUUGCAGAUGUUGAAAAUAGGCAAAAACUGCAGGAUACGAUUAAGAAUGUGGAUAUCAGCGUUAUCAACCAACCAAGAAGGGAUAAGAAACUUCUCGUGCUUGAUCUGGACCAUACCCUUCUGCACUUCAAGAACAAGAGAACAUACAAACGACCUUUCUGCUUCGAGUUUCUCAAGGCUGUAUAUCCCUUCUAUGAUAUUGUGGUUUGGUCCCAGACAUCCUGGAAAUGGCUUGAAAUCAAGCUGAUUGAGCUGGACAUUUUCACGAGCACGGACUUCUUCAUCUCUUUUGUUCUCGACCAUUCGGCGAUGUUCACUGUUCGCUCCAAGAGAAGAAAAGGGAAAGAUGGGAAAUUGUGGGAGCAUCAAGUCAAGGCGUUAGAAAUCAUCUGGCAGAAAUUCCCCGAGUACUACAGCGCGAGAAACACGGUUCAUGUAGAUGAUUUGAGUCGAAAUUUUGCUCUGAACCCAAAUCAAGGAUUGAAGAUUAGCAAAUUUGAAAAGACCUCUGCCGAUCCCAACGUCGAAGACACGGAGCUGCAAGUUCUUCAGAGUGCAGAUAUUUGA
Molecule: messenger RNA, 918 nt
Organism: Guillardia theta CCMP2712
Lineage: Eukaryota; Cryptophyceae; Pyrenomonadales; Geminigeraceae
Exons: 11
Coding region: 1-918 (305 amino acids)
Molecular function (GO): phosphoprotein phosphatase activity; protein binding
Source: RefSeq, a predicted model, not a curated record